AAUCCCCCAAACGUCCAGUAGAAUAGAAAGCACCCACCAUGUCGUUGAUAUUAUUGAAAAGUCCCUCCUUCUCCAAUUCUGCUCUGGACCAGAAUUUCCAAUUCCCAGCCACUUCAAUUCCACUUUCUACUUUGAAAUUUUCGAGACAUGGAAAAUGGGUUUCUCUAAGAAACAAAUUUCGCGCGAAGUCCGAUACAAAUGCCAACGAACAAUUAUCCCAGGAAAGUGUUUCAGCCUCGACCGAUGGCACUGGCAGCAGUUCAACUGCUUUCUUGUCCUUUCUUUGUCCCCUGCUCAGGCUCUUAUCUGGAGGAGAUCCCUCUCGAGAACGAAAUAAUGCUUUGGAGGUAGCAACAUCUUCAUUAUCAACCUUGGCUCGAUUUCCGUGGGGAUCAAGGUCAUUAUCAGAUAGUUUCGACAACCAAGAGACAACAAUUUCAAAUUCUCCUAAACAUUUACAGCUCUAUGAAUUUGAAGCAUGUCCCUUCUGCCGGAGGGUACGAGAAGCCAUGACUGAGUUAGACCUUUCAGCUGAGGUGUAUCCUUGUCCAAAAGGCUCUGCAAGGCACAGGGAAAUGGUCAGAAAAAUUGGUGGCAAAGAACAGUUUCCUUUUCUAAUUGACCCAAACACUGGUAUUUCAAUGUAUGAGAGUGGUGACAUUGUGAAAUAUCUAUUUCAGCAAUAUGGUAAAGGGAGAAACCCCUCAGUGGGACUCUUGGAAAGCACCUUGUUUACAGGAUGGAUGCCAACAAUUCUUCGUGCUGGCAGAGGGAUGACCAAAUGGGAAAGGGUGAAAUUGGAUCCACCACCCAAGAAGUUGGAGCUUUUCUCAUAUGAGAACAAUCCAUAUGCAAGAAUCAUACGGGAGGCAUUAUGUGAAUUGGAGCUUCCGUACAUACUUCAAAACGUUGGAGCAGGAUCUAAGAGAGCAAAAUUGCUGCUAGAUGUAUCUGGAUCGCAGGAGGUGCCAUUUUUAGUCGACCCCAACACGGGCACUCGAAUUGGUGACUACAAGAAGAUCUUAGCUUAUAUAUUUGAGGCUUAUUCAACAGCUCCAGAAUAAUCUUCUUCAACACCAGGUUCUACGUCACUUGAAAAAUGCUAGUAGGCAAUCAUGUACAUGCUGUAUAAUCUGUAUUAUAUAAUGUCAUGACAUACUGUACAAUGUCAUGACACACUGUAUAAUACUUAAUUUAAUGCCUAGAGGGAUCUCUCUUACAAUUGUUAGUUCGUGUUUCAACUUUUGACUUUGUUUAAAUGAUAUUUGACACUACUGGAUGGUGCUUUGAAGUAACAUUUUUAUUCAACUCA
Molecule: messenger RNA, 1312 nt
Organism: Jatropha curcas
Lineage: Eukaryota; Viridiplantae; Streptophyta; Magnoliopsida; Malpighiales; Euphorbiaceae
Product: Thioredoxin family protein
Cellular component (GO): chloroplast
Source: RefSeq, a predicted model, not a curated record